GAACUCCCAAUUCAAACUUCAUCUGAAGUAGAAACUCCAAUUUAUACUACUACUACGAGCACUACAUUUUGGACUGGCUCCUAUGAUACUAUUUUCUCCACAAUCACUACAACUGUGACUGGUACAGACAACUUAGUUACGACAGAAACAAUUUAUAUCGUAGAAACUCCAAUUAGAGCAACUUCAACAACUACAUCUGAUUACUGGUCAAAUAGUUUCUUCAGUACUACCGCCGUAGAAACUAGAACUUUCACUGGUACAGAUGACUAUGAAACGACUGAGACUAUUUAUCAAGUUUUUAUUCCAGUUUUUGUAACCACCACUACCAUUUAUACUGACUUCCCUGACGGGCGUAUUUAUGACAUGGAAAACCCUACUUAUUCAACAGGCAUGAUCAUAACAACCGACGAAGAUGGUGCCCCACGCGCCGUAUGCGUAUAUUAUGUGUAUGUUAACGGUAAAUUAAAAGCCUUCAAUGGAGAAGACACUAGUAAGUUCAGCAACUCCACUGAAAAUACUGAAACAAACCAUGGUGACAGUAUCAUUGUUUAA
Messenger RNA from Vanderwaltozyma polyspora DSM 70294, 552 nucleotides. RefSeq lists its product as uncharacterized. NCBI's taxonomy places the organism in Eukaryota, Fungi, Ascomycota, Saccharomycetes, Saccharomycetales, Saccharomycetaceae. Gene Ontology annotation, biological process: flocculation. The transcript has a single exon. The record is from RefSeq and is a predicted model, not a curated record. The annotation marks the transcript as partial.